This is a messenger RNA of Rosa chinensis, 1054 nucleotides long. RefSeq lists its product as uncharacterized. NCBI's taxonomy places the organism in Eukaryota, Viridiplantae, Streptophyta, Magnoliopsida, Rosales, Rosaceae. Gene Ontology annotation, molecular function: cysteine-type peptidase activity. Gene Ontology annotation, biological process: proteolysis. The record is from RefSeq and is a predicted model, not a curated record. The coding region runs from base 442 to 933 and encodes 163 amino acids. The transcript is spliced from 4 exons.
GGUGUACAUUUGGGAGAAGAGAAUGUGAGAGUGUCGAUUUUGGGUCCACUUGACCCUAAAGCUAAGCUUCCAUUCCCAGUCGGAGAUGAGAUGGUUACUGUCAAAGAUGUUGUGGGGUCUUUUGUUGCUUGGCUGAGGGAUCUUAUAGUUCAAUCCCCUCCCAAUGUUAAGAAGGUAAAGUAACAAGAAUUGGAAUUGAAUGAGAUUAUAUAUGUUACAUGUUGUGUAUUUGUUAAUUAAGCACUUAAAACUAUUUUCAUGUAGAAACAACCUGUGAAGGCUGGUAAGGGUUUGAAGAAGAGGAAAAGGGUAGUAGUCGUUGAUGAAGAGGAGUUAUUUAUCGACUUCAAGAAGCUGCCGAAAGAUUACCCUGCAGCGUGCAAGUGCUUGUGGUUGUGGGUGAAAGACAAUUUGGCAAAUGGGAAGACAAUCUCCUUUCAGAUGGAAGACAAAGUUUUUGGCAUCAACAAAAAGCAAUAUGUGUUUAAGGCAGAUAUUCAUGCCUUGUGUACCAUGGGUGAAUUUUCGGGUGGAGUGAUCUGCAUGUACAUGCUCUACUUGCAUGAAGUCUUGAAGAGAGCAAAGAUGUCAGAGAUGGUUGGCUUUGUGGACCCUUCACAGCUUGGCGCACUUGGAUGUGGAAAUCCAACAGAAAGAUCAUGCCAUCUAGCAAAUAGGUUCCAAAAUGCAAAGAAAGGGCAGAUUUUUAUGUUGCCAUAUAAUGCAGGCAAGCAUUGGAUGUUGACUGUUGUCAAUCCGGAUGAAGAAACAAUCUACUUCAUGGAUCCUUUGAGGAGUCGACUAAUAGGUGACAAAUGGGAGAAGGUUGUGGAGAAUGGUAUCAAAAUUUACAAUGCUCACAGGAAUAGAUCUAGCCGCAAAUCAAUAUUGUGGCAAAACAUGGUGGUAUGUCUAGCUAUUAUUCAUUUGUAGGUUUACACUUUCUACUUUGGUUGGUACAUAUGAUGGUUAGUGCACUGCUGAGCUCUUGUAAUGUACUGUUUUUAGGGUAUUCCGGUGCAGCAAACUGACAAGGAUUGUGCCAUAUUCAUCA